GACAAUUACAGAGUGAAAAGAAACCUGCUUGAUGAAUAUACUAUUAGCUGAUCAAACUUUGACCUUAAUUGAAAUGUGGACUGUCACGUAACUAAUUAGCAUCAGGAGCAAAGCAUAAUAUGUGUACAAUUUGUUGCAAUCAGUAGAUACUGGUGCUGUGGUUGGGGAUCCCAGUUGCAAGUAUACGUAAAAGGGAAAUUCGAUCAUUAGAAGCUUGCUAACAAGAGUUCCAUGUAUUUUAUACCUACGCCACUGUUCAUCAAAAAGUCGUUGCGAUAAGCUAUGAACACAUUAUUUUCAAAUAACGCUACGUAAUCAACAUAAACGAUUGCAUUACAUAGUGUUAAAUCGCAGCCAGAAAAGAUCAAAAUGUCCAACCCGGCGGACCUCGUCUUCACCCUACGGAACAACUUCAAUUCCGGAAAUACAAGGCCCUAUGAGUUCCGCCUCAAGCAGCUCCAGGGUCUUUGUAAGCUUCUGGAUGACCAAGAAAAAGAACUCACGGAUGCAAUACUCAAGGAUUUGAGGAAACCACGAUUUGAGGCGUUGUUGUAUGAGGUGAAAUAUACUAAGAACGAGGUAUUGAAUAUGAUCUACAAUUUGAAAGAAUGGAUGAAGCCCACAAAACCAAGCAAGCCGUUGCCCUUUCUAAUGGAUGAGGUUUUGAUUCACUCUGAGCCAUACGGUGUCACCCUUAUCGUUGGCGCUUGGAAUUACCCGAUUAUGCUAGUUCUGAUCCCUUUAGCUGGAGCAAUAGCCGCUGGUAAUGUUGCAGUUAUCAAGCCAUCCGAAGUAGCUCCUCAUACUGCCGAACUACUCCAGGAGCUUAUCCCCAAGUAUUUGGAUCAAGAGUUUUAUAAAGUAUACUGCGGAGGGAUCCCUGAAACUACUAGUUUAUUGUCACAACGUUUCGAUUAUAUUUUUUAUACUGGGAACUGUCAAGUAGGCAAGAUUAUCCAUGCUGCUGCUGCCAAACACUUGACGCCAGUUACACUGGAAAUGGGUGGAAAAUGUCCUGUUUUCAUUGACCAGACAGCAGAUGUUGAAAUGGUUGCUAGAAGAGUAUUAUUUGGCAGGCUUUUGAACGCUGGUCAGAGUUGCAUUGCACCUGACUACAUACUUUGUGAUAAAUUGACCGAACAGAAAUUUGUGUCGGCUGCAAAGAAAAUAAUCAAGGAAUGGUAUGGAGAAAAUGCUAAAGACUCGCCCUGCUAUGGCAGGAUAAUCAACGAAAGACACUUUAACAGGAUCAUCAAACUGCUGGAAGGUGCUAAAAUAGCAAUAGGUGGUUCGCACGACAUCAACGAUCUCUACAUAGAACCGACCAUCGUGACUGACGUUACUCCAACGCAUCCCUUGAUGCAAGAAGAGAUCUUUGGUCCUAUUCUUCCCAUCUUUAUAGUUGACAAUGCCUCGUCCGCAAUCGAUUUCAUCAACAAGCGUGAAAAGCCGUUGGCACUGUACCUGUUUUCUACGAGCAAAACCACCCACGCUCUGUUUUUGGAGUACACCUCCAGCGGGAAUAUGCUGAUCAACGAUACCUUGAUGCACUUUUCUUGUGACACCAUUCCUUUUGGAGGAGUUGGAAACAGUGGAAUGGGAGGGUACCACGGGAAAUACACCUUUGACACAUUUUCACAUCCCAAAGGAACGAUCAUAAAGAAGUUGGACAAGGUAGGAGAGCUGAUCAACAUCCUCAGAGUUCCACCAUACACCGAUCAAAAGCUGAAUUUAAUUAACAUGUUCACGAUGAAGUUGCCACCUAUACCAGGACUAAAGCAUCUUUCCACUUUAGUGGUAUUCAGCGUUGGAAUGUUUGCAUCCUUGAUUCUGAACCGUGGAUACAAUUAUUGGGGAGCCCACAAGGACGCGUGAAUGACAGACAAGUCCAAACAAAUGAUAUAUGUAUUCUCAUCACCUCAACUCUUAUCCAGCAAUAGCAUCGAGAAGGCAUAUAUUUUGAAAACAACAUGACGGACAUGUAGUACAGAAUGUUUUUUUAAUAUCUCGUCAUAACAUUGAAUAACGUUAACCCCCCAUGCCAAUAAAACUACAUGUAUCGACAGAUCUUCUUUACUGUAGUAAACGCUUCAGUGACAAAGCUGAUCUUAUUCAGUCAAUGGCAUAUUGAUUUAAACGUUUACGUAAGCAGAUCUGUCAAUACUUGUGGUUUUAUUUGCCAGACAAGCAUCGUGAAUUAUCGACAUGUAAACCAUAGGAUAAGUUUCAGAUAUUACAUUGAUUAAUGUAUUCCGCCUGAAGAAGCUGAUAUUGCGCGACAUCUAAUCCACACAAUGGUUCUUGCUCUUUUUACCACAAGAAUACAUAACCUUAAAACCUAGAAAAAAACGUUUUUCAGACUGCUUUCCAGUGACCCAAUUGAGUAACUCAGAGUGACUCUGAGUGACUCAGACAUACUUCCACUGUAGUUUUUAUUGCCAUAACCACCUUCUAGAGCAGUUGGAGAGCAUAUCACUCUCAAAUAAAAAAUCACUGGAAAGCGGCUCAGUUGAAUUUGGUUGUACGUUCAAAUAAUAGAUGGCACGCAACCACUAUUUAUUUCACCACGUUAGUCAAUGAUCAUACUCGAAAAUUGUGAAACGAAAGAGGAAAUAAAUAGUGUUUUUAUUUCUUUUUAUUUGGCCUUUCAAAAAGUCUACCAUAUGGAGUUCACCGCCACGAAUACAAUGGAAUGUACAUUUCAAAAAUACACAUAAUACGCAAAAUACUAUAUCAUGAUUUAUAAAUACAUACAGGUAACCAAAUAAAUUAUUUCUUUUAUCA
Messenger RNA from Acanthoscelides obtectus, 2784 nucleotides. The record is from the annotation of a GenBank genome assembly. Lineage: Eukaryota; Metazoa; Arthropoda; Insecta; Coleoptera; Chrysomelidae.